Daldinia caldariorum is the source of this 1111-nucleotide messenger RNA. Its product is annotated as apolipo protein O-domain-containing protein. The record is from RefSeq and is a predicted model, not a curated record. Gene Ontology annotation, cellular component: mitochondrial crista junction; MICOS complex. Gene Ontology annotation, biological process: cristae formation. NCBI's taxonomy places the organism in Eukaryota, Fungi, Ascomycota, Sordariomycetes, Xylariales, Hypoxylaceae. The transcript is spliced from 3 exons. Bases 89 to 892 code for a protein of 267 amino acids.
CAAAUAUUCUCACAAAAAUACCUGAGCUUCCAAGUUUUAAAUAAUUCCCAAGUUACCCGCCAACCCACCAACCCCAAUUGAGCGCAACAUGGCUGCGAGAGUGCUGCUGCGACGGCGUGUCGCUGCGCCUUUCAUGGCUGCGACUCUCGCCGGAGGAGCUUUAUUGCCCUCGGUUGCGCUGGCUGAAGCGCCCUCACACGACCAACACCACUCUUCUAAGAAACCUAUCUACGACGACUACGAACCCUCCCUCUCCCCUAAAGCCGUCAACACGCCGGUCCCGUCCCCGGCUUCGGAUACCAUAUCAGAAGCGUCGUUCUCGUCGUCGUCCGCGACGCUGGUCGAGCAGCCCAGAGAGGAAAAACACCACCACAGCCCGACGCCCACCGACCGGUUAGCCGCGGAAAUUGGGAAAGCCCGCAUGUUCCUAUACCGGUAUGCCGUGGCUACGGAGGACGCCGUGAACAACGCCAUCGACUCGGCGUUCCACCUAGAGCAGUCCUUCACCGAGACCAUUGCGUCGCUGGCGCCGCCGCGGGAGAGCGGCGAGAAGCUGAUGCCGGGCUUGGUGUACGUGCUCGUAGCGUCCAUGGCCGGCAGCAUCAUCUCGCGGAACCGCAACGUCAUCCUGCGGGCCUCGCUCCCGCUAGCCUUCGGCGUCGGCGCCGGAUGGCUGGUUCUCCCCGUGACCAUGACCAACGUGUCGAACCUGCUCUGGCGCUACGAGCAGCGGUUCCCCGCCGUAGCCGACGCCCACCUCAAGACGAGGCAGAGCAUCCAGGACGCCUUGCGCUUCGCCAGGGUCCACGUCGACGUCGGGAAGAACUACGUCGACCAGAAGGUCAGCGAAACCCGGGAUAUCGUCGAGAGCUGGGUGCAGAAGGGUAAAUAGAUAGAUUGGGGGAAGGAUCCUUUCGGAAAAAGAAACACUACUACUACCACCACCGCCUUGUAACUUUAGACGAAUAGACAACCAAAAAUUUGCUUUGUUCGAGGCUUGGGCGGAUAUCAACCGAUAUUGGACGUGUAAUUGAAAGUACAUAGGUUGAUAUAUCAUACAAUGUCCAUUGUUCCAUCUAUGAAGAGCUUACCUAUUAGCUGACUGACUACC